Messenger RNA from Lycium barbarum (goji berry), 3181 nucleotides. RefSeq lists its product as uncharacterized. The record is from RefSeq and is a predicted model, not a curated record. The transcript has 5 exons. The coding region runs from base 126 to 2402 and encodes 758 amino acids. Lineage: Eukaryota; Viridiplantae; Streptophyta; Magnoliopsida; Solanales; Solanaceae.
AUGAAGAUUAUGCAAAGUUCUUUGAAUUGAUCGAAGAUGGCAAGCAACCGUUAUAUGAAGGGUGUGAGAAGUAUUCCAAAUUGUCCUUCCUAAUUAAAUUGUAUCAUAUAAAAUGUUUGUGUCGAAUGACUGAUAAAGCGAUGAGUAUGAUAUUAGAAUUGUUAAAAGACGCCUUUCAAGAUGCCAAGAUUCCUGUUUCCUUUUAUGAGGCCAAGAAAACCAUAAACAAACUUACUCUUAAUUAUACCAAGAUACAUGCUUGCCCAAAUGAUUGUAUGUUGUAUUUUGGGGAAGACGAGGGCUUGCAAGAAUGCAAAAGAUGCAAGACAUCUAGGUGGAAGAAUAAUAAAAAGAAACAACCUGCCAAGAUUUUGCGUUACUUUCCACUAAAGCCAAGGUUGCAAAGAUUGUUCAUGUGUUCUAAAACUGCUGAGUCUAUGAGAUGGCAUUCUGUAGGGGGUAACCAAGAUGGAGUGAUGAGGCAUCCUAGGGAUUCUCAGGCAUGGAAAACAUUUGACUUACUUCACCCUGAAUUUGCUGUCGAUCCUCGAAAUGUACGAUUAGCCCUAUCUAGUGACGGUUUCAAUCCUUUUGGAGCAAUGGCAACAAAUUAUAGUAUCUGGCCAGUGGUUCUUAUCCCGUACAACCGUCCUCCUUGGGAGUGCAUGAAACAAACUUCAUUUAUUCUCUCAAUGAUCAUUCCAGGAAAGCAAAUGCCAGGCAAUGACAUCGAUGUAUACUUACAACCCCUUAUCCAAGAGUUGAGAGAAUUGUGGUACGACGGAGUGCAGACAUUAGAUUCUUCAAAGAAUGAAAUUUUUAAAAUGCGGGCAGCUCUGAUGUGGACAAUUAGUGAUUUUCCUGCGCUUGGUAACUUGUCUGGAUGGAACACAUACACAAAUUUUGCUUGCCCCACGUGUAACUUUGCUACAGAUUCUUACAGAUUGAAGCAUAGUAGAAAGUGGUGUUUCAUGGGUCAUCGUCGUUUUCUUAGAAUUGGCCAUCGAUUUAGAUUGCAACGUACUCGUUUUAAUGGGAAAAUUGAGCAACGGGAGCCACCAAUAUUAUUAUCAGGGUCAGACAUCUUGAAACAAGUAGAGGGCAUUAAUGUCAUUUUUGGGAAAGUACCUGAAUUGAAUGAUAAUGGUAAAAGAACCCGAGGACAAACUGUUGUUGAAGAUAGAUCGAGACAAUGGAGAAAGAAAAGCAUAUUUUUUGAUCUUCCUUACUGGGAAUCUAACUUGUUGCGUCAUAAUCUAGAUGUUAUGCACAUUGAGAAGAAUGUUUGUGACAAUGUGAUAAACACUUUACUUAAUGAUAUUGGAAAAUCAAAAGACAAUCUUCAUGCUCGGGAAGAUCUUAGAGAAAUGGGUAUAAGGAAAGAACUUUGGGUUGAUGAGAAUGGAAAAUAUCCUCCAUCUUUGUUUACUAUAUCAAAUUCUAAGAAAGAUGGAUUCAAGAAAGAUGUGUUUUUGCGUACUAUAAAGAAUGUCAAAAUGCCUGAUGGAUACUCGAGUAACUUUUCAAGAUGUGUCGACUUGAAACAACGGAAGUUGUUUGGAAUGAAGAGUCAUGAUUGUCACAUUCUCAUGGAGCACUUGUUACCAAUUGCCAUACGUAAUGUUUUACCUGACAAAGUGACUGCAGUGUUGAUAGAGUUGAGUUCAUUCUUUCGACAACUCUGUGCUAAAAGCUUAAGUCUCUCAGACCUUGACAGGCUUCGGUCUCGACAUUUUCUCAACAUGAAUCACCUAGAAAUGUUAUUCCCUCCAGCGUUCUUUACAAUCAUGGUUCAUUUAACUUCUCAUCUAGUUGACGAAGCAAAACUUGGGGGACCAGUGCAGCAUCGGUGGAUGUAUCCAACUGAGAGGUAUUUAGGACACUGUAAGUCCUAUGUGAGAAACAUGUCACAACCAGAAGGUUCCAUCGCUGAAGGAUACCUAGCCGAGGAAGUUCUUACUUUUUGUUCCCAGUAUAUGAAGCCUCGGUUUUUCUUUAGGAUUGAUCAAGAAAGAGCAAAGAGUCAUGUUGACAGUUCACUCAAUAAUAAGUGGAAGGAGUUCAGGCUAAAGCUAUGGCGUGCGGCGUGGGAUCCAUUAAAGAGUAAAGAAGAAAUCAUCAGGAAAGUUCCAACAGGCAUUCCCAUGGACCAAUGGGCAUUGUUUGCUAAUUAUCGCCUGAAAGAAGAAACACAGGCACUUUGCAAGAAGAAUCAACAGAGUCGACAACAACAAAAGAUUCCUCAUACCAGUGGGGCUAAGAGUUUAGCUAGAAUAAGGGCUGAGAUGGAAAACAUGGGAAAAGAAGUUGAUCGAGGCAAAGUGUGGAUUGAGACUCAUAGGAGGAAAGAUGGGAAUUAUGUGAAUGAUGCAGCUAGGGAGGUUGGGGUAAGUAUUAACUGACUCUGAAUUGUUGCCCUUUUUUUUUUUUUUUUUUUUUGAAACUGCUAUGGUAACCAGCAGUUUUGCCAACAUAGAGAAGUCUAGCACUCUUUCAUGACAUUGGGUUGAAUAGUAUCCUCCAUUUGUGAUGCUUAUUGUGGUUUUACCUUUCGUGUAAGAGAGAAUUGAAGAAAUUCGAAGUCAAAGAUCAGAAGGUCUCACAGAAAUUUCUCCUCAUGAUGCGCUUGGUGUGGUCUUUGGUCCGGAGCACCCUGGUCGAGUUCGAGGCUUAGGCAUGGGUGUUGUUCCAACUGUGGCAUUCAAUAAGACAUCAAGGCGAGGUGGUCGUUUUUAUAUGGGUUCGUCUAAUGCUAGCGCUCCACCUCCACAAUGGCAACAAGAGAUGGCGGAUAUGAGAUCACAAUUGAAUGCGCUAACAAACUUAUAUCGAAUGAACAUAGGGAAUAUCCCUGAGGAGUUUAAUCACUUAUUUCCGACUCCUCCACAGCAGGCACAGGAUUCAGGAAGCGCUCGGUCGCCAGUUGGACCAAGAAGAUUCUCUGAUAGAAGUAACUACGGCGAUAGAGCGAGCGGUAAUUAGUAAUCAUCUAGGAUCAAAACUACUACGGGGAUAGAGCGAGUGGCAAUUAGUAAUCAUCAUUAGGAUCAAAACUAUGUUUUUUGGGUAUUUUUGAUGAAUAACUUUGAAACUCUAGCUUGAAUUUGGAUGUAAUUUUGGGAUACUUUUGUUUUAGAUAUUGAAUAUUUUGUUGAUUUAAACCUUUCAAGUGUUAAAAUUA